This is a messenger RNA of Trichoderma virens Gv29-8, 1947 nucleotides long. RefSeq lists its product as uncharacterized. NCBI's taxonomy places the organism in Eukaryota, Fungi, Ascomycota, Sordariomycetes, Hypocreales, Hypocreaceae. Gene Ontology annotation, molecular function: GTP binding; GTPase activity. Gene Ontology annotation, biological process: ribosomal subunit export from nucleus. Gene Ontology annotation, cellular component: cytosol. The record is from RefSeq and is a predicted model, not a curated record. The transcript has 2 exons. Bases 1 to 1947 code for a protein of 648 amino acids.
AUGGUGUUGGCAAAGUCGAAAAAGAAUGAAGGGCUGGGCAAUACCCUGAUGAACGAUCGCUUCGGAAAGGGCAGAGGCUCCGAUCACAAGAAGACAUCGGCGGUUAUGCGAACGAACCACACGACUGGCGAACAAUAUCUCGUAAACGACAAGAAGGAUGCCGCUUGGGUCAAGAUGCGCUCCGUUACGGAGCAAGGCGCGCUGGACGAGUUCCUGGCCACGGCCGAGCUGGCUGGCACUGAUUUCACGGCCGAGAAGAUGAACAACGUCAAGAUCAUCCACACCGAUCAGAAGAAUCCCUAUCUGCUAUCUGCCACCGAAGAGAGAGCCAUCCUUGGCAAGCACCGACAGCACAGAAACCGGCUGACAGUCCCGCGAAGACCUCACUGGGAUGCCUCGACCACCCGAGAGGAGCUCGACGCACGAGAGCGAGAGGCUCUUGUCGCAUGGCGAAGAGGCCUAGCCGAGCUACAGGAGAACAACGAUCUACUCAUGACACCCUUUGAACGAAAUAUUGAGGUUUGGAGACAGCUAUGGAGAGUCAUUGAGCGAUCAGAUCUCAUUGUGCAGAUUGUGGACGCGAGAAACCCUCUGCUUUUCCGAUCGGAAGAUUUAGAAUCAUACGUCAAGGCCGUCGACCCCAAGAAGGAAAACUUGCUUCUGAUCAACAAGGCCGACAUGAUGACAACCAAGCAGCGCAAGGCAUGGGCCAAGCAUCUGAGAGAAGCGGGCAUUGCAUACAAGUUCUUUUCUGCGCAGCUUGCGAAGGAGUUGAUUGAGGCUAGAGAGAAUUCGGACUAUGAAUCGGAUGAAGAGCCAUUUUCUUCCUCAAAGCAAGCUGAGAGGGAUGAGGAGAGCGAGGAUGAGGAAGCUGAGGCAGAGGAGGGAGAGGGCUCAGGGAGCAAAGCGCAAGAAGACGAAGAUACUCAGAUUCUCACAGUCGAAGAGUUGGAAGAGAUUUUCCUAAGAUAUGCUCCAACUGACAGAGAGUCGAAUGAAAAACUCCAAGUUGGAUUAGUCGGCUACCCUAAUGUCGGUAAAUCAUCAACCAUUAACGCCCUGAUCGGAGCCAAAAAGGUCUCUGUCUCUUCAACGCCUGGAAAGACCAAGCACUUCCAAACCAUCCAUCUCAGUGAACGGGUCAUCCUGUGCGAUUGCCCUGGUCUCGUAUUCCCCAACUUCGCCACCACCAAGGCCGAUUUGGUCACUCAAGGUGUGCUGCCCAUCGACCAGAUGCGCGAGCACUCGGGACCCGUAGGCUUGGUGGCGCAGAGAAUCCCCCAGCCAUUCCUGGAAGCUAUUUACGGCAUCAAGAUUCUGACCAGGCCGGUCGAAGAAGGAGGCACUGGUGUCCCGACCGCGGAGGAGCUGCUGCGUGCUUACGCUACUGCUCGAGGAUUCCAGACGCAGGGUCUUGGUCAGCCCGACGAGGCGCGAGCAUCCAGAUACAUCCUCAAAGACUACGUCAACGGAAAACUUCUCUUCGUCCAUCCUCCCCCAGGUGUCGAGGAUGAGAAGGAGUUCAACGCCGAGCUGUAUGACGAAGCACAUCUGCCUGAGCGUCGCCGUGCCGCUCUUGUAGCCGCCACGGAGGCCCUCGCCCUCGGCGGUGAUGAUGAGAGCCUUGCAUCCGAGUUCGUCUCCCUCCCCCAGGGUCCCAAGUCCAAGAGGCUGGACAAGAGCUUCUUCACACCAAAGAACAUCCGCGGGCAUGUGAACAUGCCGUUCAACUACAAGUACACGGAACAGGGCAGCGCAUCCGGCAGCACAGCCGGCGGCUCCAAGAUGCUUAGUGGACGCAAGGCCCGAGCGGCAAUUGCCUUGGAGAACGGGAUCGACCCCAAGGAUGUGCAGCUUGGGUCGGGUAAGAAGCAUUUCAAGAAGGGUGCGCCGAAUGGCAUGGGCAGGAAGGCGAGGAGAGGAGCCCCCAACUUUGCUGAUGACUAG